GAUAAAUGAGUUUCUCUCUUACCUUUUUUAACUAACAUAUGCUGGUCUGUUUAUGGAAUUCAAAAAUGAAGAAGCUACAGGGCCGGUGUGCUGAGGGAGUCGUUUUUCUUGGUAAGUUAGGCUCUAUUCAAUCUAGAGAUUGCCUUUCUUCGCAUUGCCCAAAUGAUCACAAAAGGUUCUUUCCUAAUCAUGCGUCGUCUAAGGUGCAUCAAUUGCACCUUGAUUACUUCAGGUUUGCUGGCCGUGUGAUUGCUUUAGCAUUGAUGCAUAAAGUGCAAGUAGGUGUUGUCUUUGAUCGUAUCUUUUUCUCACAAUUGGCUGGAAUGCAUGUUUCUUCGGAAGAUAUCAAAGAGGCAGAUCCAUGUUUGUAUAGUAGCUACAAGCAGAUCCUCGCUAUGGAUGCUGAUGCUAUUGAUUCAAAUGAUCUAGGGUUGACUUUUGUUAGAGAAGUUAAGGAGUUAGGAUCCAAGAAAGUUAUAGAGCUGCGUCCUAGUGGGAAAAGCAUUUCUGUGAAUAGCAGAAAUAGGCAGGGAUAUAUUGACCUUUUUUAACUAACACUAAUUAUUUGUAAGUGAAAGAGUAAUGUUUAGUCAUUAAAUUUGAAUUUAAAUU
Rubroshorea leprosula is the source of this 612-nucleotide messenger RNA. The record is from the annotation of a GenBank genome assembly. Lineage: Eukaryota; Viridiplantae; Streptophyta; Magnoliopsida; Malvales; Dipterocarpaceae.